This is a messenger RNA of Cladocopium goreaui, 1284 nucleotides long. Lineage: Eukaryota; Dinophyceae; Suessiales; Symbiodiniaceae. The record is from the annotation of a GenBank genome assembly.
AUGGGACUACUAGGCGUCCCAUGCUGUUCCAACCUGCCGAAGGUUUUCAGAUGCCUCUGUGCUAAAACCUGCAAGUGUGCUUGCGCGACACAGGUCUGUGACUGCGAGGAUCCACCAAACACUACUGCAGAGCUACUUCCGCUCAACAAGUCUGGGACUGUCUUUACUUGGGAAGCGCAGAUUAGCAUUUGUUCCAAAGACGGCAACCAGCUCAAGAUCUUGACCUGUGAUUUCACCGAUCUCUUCGAUGCCAAUCAACUGGAUGCCACAGCGGCAGCCAAUGCACAAACGGCGCUGGAGACUCUUCGACUUCAGGGGAUUCUGCCCAUCACCAUCUUUGGGGGGCCGCCAUCGAGCCAAACAUGCACAACUGCGCCGCCCUGUCCUCUUGGCCAAGUUCUUUGCUACAGCCGUUUCUACGAGUCGGUCUGUGCCACGCGUUGCGAUGGCUUUGAGGAGUGUGUGGAUGCCACUGAUGAGCUGGGAUGCCGCCCUUGUGAGACGGUGCAGUGUGAACUGCCAUUUGGUCGGUGUGUAGAUUCGCUCUCUGGAGCAUCUGCGUGUGAUGAGUGCAGCAAUGAGGCGGCAAAUCUUUCUCAUGCUCAGCGGCAGCUCUGCCAAUUGUUGGAUGUCCCGGCAGGUCAAGGUGCACUUGGAUCGCUGCAGUGCAAUGCAUCAAUUUGCGAAGCGCUUGGAGAGGGCUGUGAUCCCAGCGAAUUGGACUUCGAGCCCUGCAGAUGUUUGGAGGCUCGGGCAACUUUGGCGCAGCGGGAGGCUUUUGGUUGCCUUGUUCGUGGCAAUUUCUCUGCAGCUCUACGCCCAGUCAAGGGUCUUAUGUCCCUGUACCACUUUGAUGCUGUGAAGGCCAAAAAGCUUUAUGAUGAGCUUGAUGUGAUCAACCUGGAAUGCACCAAUUCUGCAGGAAGCAGUGGUGGUUGCGCAGUUUCAAGUGUCGAUCGAAUUGAAGGGCCCGCGCUCUUGCUCACAGGUGAAGAUUGGCUGCAAUCUCUUGCGGAGGUGCCGCCCCCGAGUCUUCAAGCGUGGCAUUUGUGGGUGAAGUGCACUUGCACGUCCUGUACCCUUGCUGGUCUUCUUGGAGGUGGCACAUGGUUUGUGGAUGAAGGUGGAUACCUGGCCACAAAGUCACCGAGCGGAAACCUUUGGCAGCCAGCAGGUUGUGCGGCGGUGAACGACGAUGUGUUCCACUUCGUUGGCUUUUCGUUGGGCCCGGAUGGCGGGGAGCAGAUUUUCCAAGACGGUCAGGAUGCCAAGACAAAACUUUAG